Molecule: messenger RNA, 1392 nt
Organism: Mytilinidion resinicola
Lineage: Eukaryota; Fungi; Ascomycota; Dothideomycetes; Mytilinidiales; Mytilinidiaceae
Product: acid phosphatase
Exons: 3
Coding region: 201-1391 (396 amino acids)
Biological process (GO): phospholipid catabolic process
Molecular function (GO): hydrolase activity, acting on ester bonds
Source: RefSeq, a predicted model, not a curated record
AAUCACCAUGUCGGUUCGUGGAACCUGCUCGCUAGGAUGCCGCUGGAGUGAUCCUAGCGGUCUGAAAGUCCUCGCACUGCGUUCACCCUAGCCCACGUCUUUGCGAAUGGCUUCUUCACGGCAGUCUUUAAGAACCAUGUGGCCUGCCAGUAUUGUCCGCAUCAUUUGGCACCCCGGCCUUGUCGCUCUUUUCAUGCAAUAUGCAUCUCUCUAAGUUUGCCUUCUUCCUGCUUGCAGGCACCGUAGCGGCCCAGAACACAGCUACUGGAGCUGCCGAUGUGGCUGCCGCUGCUGCCACGGCGAAGACAUUGAGCCCCGUCAGUCAUGUAAAGGGCAAGGCUUUCGACCGUAUUGCCAUCAUUUGGUUGGAGAACACGGACUACGAUACAGCCAAAGGAGACCCCAACCUUGCAUACUUUGCCAAAAAGGGCAUCACGCUGUCCAACCACUUUGCGGUUACCCACCCGAGCGAGCCCAAUUAUGCUGCAGCUAUCAGUGGCGAUAAUUUCGGCAUGGACAAUGACAACUUCAACGCCUUCCCCUCCAACAUUUCCACCGUCAUCGACCUCCUCGAAGCCCGCGGCAUCAGCUGGGGCGAGUACCAAGAGGACAUGCCCUACACGGGCUUCGAAGGCUUCGCCUGGGUGAACCAAAAAACCGGCGCCAACGACUACGUCCGCAAGCACAACCCCGCCGUCCUCUACGACUCCGUCGCCGCCAACCCCAACCGCCUCGCCCACAUCAAGAACCUAACCAUAUUCGCCAAAGACCUCGCCGAGGACAAGCUGCCGCAAUGGAUGUUCAUCACGCCCAACAUGACGUCCGACGGCCACGACACCUCCGUCACGACCGCCGGCACCUGGGUGCGCACCUUCCUCGACCCGCUGCUCACCAACCCAAACUUCACCAAGAACACCCUCGUCCUCAUCACCUUCGACGAAAACCACACCUACACCAUCCAGAACCAGAUCCUCGGCAUCCUCGUCGGCGACGCCGUCCCCGCGCACCUCGUCGGCACCACCGACGCGACUUACUACAACCACUUCUCCGAGAUCGCGACCGUCGAGGCCAACUGGGGCCUGCACACGCUCGGCCGCUGGGACGUGGGCGCGAAUGUGUACAAGUUCGUGGCGGAUAAAGUGGGCGAGAAGGUCCGGCCGUGGACGGGCACCCCCGCGUUCAAGGAUGUGUUCUUCAAUACGUCGUACCCGGGGCUGUUUAAUAGCGUAAACUCGUCGGUGCCGCUGCCGGUGCCGGAUACGACGGCGUGCUAUGCCGGGCGCUCGGUCUUGCCGAGUAUUGUGAGGACGUGGGGGAGGCUGGUGAGGAGCACGAUUUAUAAUACUGGGGUUGAGAUUCCGGAUGGGGCGCAUCCGCCGAAGGGGUACUAGA